Aedes albopictus (Asian tiger mosquito) is the source of this 2773-nucleotide messenger RNA. RefSeq lists its product as uncharacterized. Bases 1087 to 1935 code for a protein of 282 amino acids. The transcript is spliced from 4 exons. The record is from RefSeq and is a predicted model, not a curated record. NCBI's taxonomy places the organism in Eukaryota, Metazoa, Arthropoda, Insecta, Diptera, Culicidae.
UCUGCCCACCCACAUGCUUCUAGUCCUGAGGCUCACGCGAGUUCUACUUCUACACCACGCGACAAUUAUGCUUAGCUCAGCAGCACAUGCUACCUCAACUGGUUGAUAGUUUGUCUUUGGCGCGCAGUUGAUAUCAACGGAAAGUACCAUUCACGAAACGAAUAUUACGUUGCGAUUCGAACGAUAUGGGUGGUAUUCGAUGUUCUACGGCGACGUAACAUUGCGCAGUUGUUUUGUUGCAUGCCCCCCAACAACGGCGCAGCAUCGCACGGCAUCAUGGGAUAUGUAGCGGCCCCCUACCGAGAUGGGUGGCGAUGUUGCUGCCGCCCAUCCACGUCACAUCGUGGGAUGGAUACCUAUCGCCACACUUCGCACGGAUGUAGAAAGCAAGAGUAUGCUGGCUGCCCGCCCAAACGACCAACCGUUUUCAGUUACCAGUUAACAGUCGCCGGACUCGGUCGCUCAGAGAAUACACUCCGCGCUAGUGGCGUCACUAACGGAAGGCAAGAAGAUCAGGUGGUUUUGAACGUUUCGUCGUGGCGGUUGCUUACCUGAGGUGUGUGUGCGUGUUGGGAUUUUCGCGAAAGAUUGUUUGCCAAUACACCGCGAAGUCUGUGGAGCAGGCCGGAUGGUCUUAUCAUUCAGCGAGGCGUGCGAUACGGCAUAGUGUCUGGCUAACAGACGUUUUUGAAUGGUGGUUGGGCUUUGGAUGCUGUGAAUGGAUAUUGAAUUGAGAGGAGAUACUGUACCUGUUGAGUGAUAUUGUACAAAAAGAUCUAGAAGCGAAGGCUCUUGGGGCAAAGAUCUGUUACCUUAGAGAAGAAUACUCAAUCAACUUUCGACAAGCUAAUCAGCACAUCAAGUGACCGUUUUUUUGAAUCGCGAGUUUAGAAAUAGAAAUACACCGAAUUGCACGAGUGACUGCAGACUACCUACGAUCUCCGUUUGUGUUUAUUUUCGUAACAAAUCUGUCAUUGCGCUCGUAGGAAGAUCUCGGUAAAUAUUGUGGUUAAGAGAUUUCAAGUGUGCGUUAUUUUUAACAUACAACAAGUGUUCCGGAUAGAAGGAGUUAUACCGUUUGGCAGCAUGUUUCCAACAACAGCCAGCUUGGGCAAGUUCUACAACCGUUUGAGCAUACUGAUAACCGUAUUCAUUACUGUGAAUCUUGCCAAGAUCAGAGCGGAAAACUGCGGUCAGGAAGAAUUGGCCACAUGUGCGAGGCCCUUUCAAGUUCUACAAUCGUCGACGGACCUAUCGAUAGCGACCAAAAAAGAGGAGUUGGAUAAAAUAUGCCCCGAUUUGACGAGGGGCCUACACUGCAUCCGGAGCUACACCCGACGAUGCAUGACACUGGAGCAGCGUAAUCGUUUCAAUAAACUCUAUAAUGGCACCCAUCAAUUCGUGCGGGACCUAUGCCGAGAGGGACCCUACCAGAAUGAAUUCCUAACGCACGCCCCCUGUCUGCAGCGGGUACGACCGGAUUACGAGGUAUGCGGCCGGAAAUACCACAACACGGUCUCGGUCAUAACGCAACACCAGCAGCAACAGCAACAGCACCACCAGGCUCGCCACGAGAGGCAUCACCAGCAGCAACCGAACCAUCACACCGCGGCCGGACGGGACGCCGAAGCGGAUGUGCGGACAGUGUGCUGUUCGUUCAUCGAGUAUCUGGACUGCUCGGAAAGCGUGGCCAAGAAAACGUGCGGCUGGGAAACGGCCAAAUUCACGCGCGGGUUCUUGGACAAAAUGUCGUCGAAUCUGAUAAAUAUGUACUGCGAAGAUUACUACAACUCCAACAAGUGCCCCUCGACGCAGUCCGCUGGCAUCAGCGUCAAACCUAGCAGCAUCACCAGCUUCCUGGUACUGCUGGUGCCAAGUGCGCUGUCCUUCGUGAGCACGUGCUUCUCCGGUUUCAGCCUACUUCGGUUACGAUAAAACCACGCUGUUGGGUGGUACAAGAUUUCCAAACUCCAGAAACAUAUCUCAGUAGGCGCACCACGCGAUCCCAGCUGUAGUCUCGAACGGCUCUCGUCUUACACCUUUAGCUAAACUUCCCUAUCCGCUCACUGCUCAGUCAUUUUGAAGACGUAAAUGACAAAUUUGUUAGCAUAGGUUAUGUAACAUGGAAGUGCGAGAGGCAAUUGAACACAUUGUAGACAACGCCAGCAGCUAAUGAACAAGCGAGAGUGCAAUUAGUAUUAAUUAAUUUAUUGACUUGAAUUAGUGGCCAGGGUUGAGGUGUUCCUAACCACUUUACCGUUCAUUUGUUAGAUCUGAAACAAAAAAAAAGUGGAUCACAGAAAGGGCGUGACUCAUAUUGUUAAAUUGACUUCAGUAGAGCUACAUCAAAGAUGAGCACCAUAAUAACUGAAGAUAAUAAUUAUUGAGCAACCGUUCCGUCUAUAUUAGUUUUAGAGUGCGUCAGGUUAGAUAAGGUCAGUUCAAGAAUUUAGUACGGUUAAGAUUACAAAAGAAUUGUACAUAUGAGAGUUUAUGUUGCUUACCAUAAAGUAGCCAAUGCCUAUGGUAUGAUUUAAAAAUGUAGCUUUAGGUAGUACUAUACUAAAAUUCUGAGUUAAUAUUACACAUGCAAAACCUUUAUUAAACAAGCUCCAUUUGUAAAAGACUAGCAAAUUUCAAUAAGAUGUAACAUAUUUCCCAUAAACUGAAACCAAAUAUUACAUGAUAAGUUAUUGAAAAUAGAUAUCAUUGAUUUUUUUGAAGAAAUAGUAAAUGAGAUUCUACAACUUUAUAAUACUAUAACAAUCCGAAU